Messenger RNA from Chelonus insularis, 849 nucleotides. RefSeq names its product Sys1 golgi trafficking protein (gene Sys1). The record is from RefSeq and is a predicted model, not a curated record. The transcript has 2 exons. NCBI's taxonomy places the organism in Eukaryota, Metazoa, Arthropoda, Insecta, Hymenoptera, Braconidae. Gene Ontology annotation, biological process: Golgi to plasma membrane protein transport; protein localization to Golgi apparatus; Golgi to endosome transport. The coding region runs from base 277 to 759 and encodes 160 amino acids. Gene Ontology annotation, cellular component: Golgi membrane; trans-Golgi network.
CAUAAAAUUUGCGAUUUCUAGUUCUUCAAUCUUUAUUAACAAUAUCUAUUGUACACGAUGGAACUGAUUAAAAAGUUGGGAUUUCAGAAUGCUUUGUUGGUCUUAUAACAAAUAUAAUAAUUACACAAAAUCUACAUACAAUCUAAAAACUAUUUCGACGAAGAUCUAAUCAAAUGAGUGCAAUUACAAAUAAUAAACAGAAUUUAAAUCCUCAAUUCUUACAAUUUUUUUUAAGAUAACAUUCAUCAAUGUAAUAAAUUUCGUUUGACUGAUGCAAUGAAAAGUUUAUCAGGACAAUUCCGAAAAACGACAUGGGAUCCAAUUCUUAUAAUUUCCCAAAUAGUUGCAAUACAAUCUGUAAUGUACUUUUUUCUUGGAAUAUGGAUUUGGAUUAUUACUUUUAUAUUGGAUGAUACUAGAUCAUUAGAUUAUGCAUUUGAAUAUAAAGAAAUUCAUGUACGAGACUUUGGAGGAAAAUUAGUGAUAUUUAUUUUUAUUCUUAAUUCAAUAGUUGGAGCACUUGCUCUAUGGUGGUUAGUGCAGCGAACAAAACAAUGCUUAGAUUUUGCUUGUACAGCGCAUUUAAUACAUUUAAUUUGUUGCUGGAUGUAUAACUCCAACUUUCCAACAACAUUUAGUUGGUGGUGCUUAAAUAUUGUGUCAACAACAAUUAUGUGUGUAUGUGGUGAAUUUUUAUGUAUGAAAACUGAAAUUAAAGCCAUACCUUUAACUGUAAAUAGUCAGAAAACAGCCUUAUAGUUUUAAUGUCAGUUCUUCAAAAUGGCUAAUUCAUUAAUAUAAUAUAAUUUAUUGAAAACUGUGUAAUUGAGAGUUUAAUAAAUUUUUGCU